Molecule: messenger RNA, 1684 nt
Organism: Aphis gossypii (cotton aphid)
Lineage: Eukaryota; Metazoa; Arthropoda; Insecta; Hemiptera; Aphididae
Product: zinc finger protein 658B-like
Exons: 1
Coding region: 286-1584 (432 amino acids)
Biological process (GO): regulation of transcription by RNA polymerase II
Molecular function (GO): RNA polymerase II cis-regulatory region sequence-specific DNA binding; DNA-binding transcription factor activity, RNA polymerase II-specific
Source: RefSeq, a predicted model, not a curated record
UUUAGAUAACUUUAAGCAACUAUAAUAAUAAACAACACUGGCUAAAAAAAUUAGCAAUGCAAAUAAAUGCUUAUCGACCAUAACAGAAUACAAGAAGUAUUAUACGUAGUUAUCGAAAAAACAUAUAUUGGUUAAAACAUAAAAUAACUAAAUUAAACGUCGUCAAAUUUAAUUGGCGUACUUAUUAUACAGCAAGACUCGAGUAUAUAUAUCUAUACGUUUUAGCAAUAUAUUCGGUAGAAUUGAUAACUACUUAUAUGUGAAAAAACCCAAAAAAUAAAUAUUAUGGAACAACAAAAGACAUACACAGAAAAAAAGCCAUACCAAUGUGAAGUGUGCAAUAAAUCGUUUUUUCGAAAUUUUGAUCUAAAAGUAUGUCAUCGAACUCACACGGGAGAAAAGCCAUACCAGUGUAAUGUUUGUGGCAAAUCGUUUACUCAAAACAAUAAUCUGAAACGUCAUCAGCGAACGCAUACGGUAGAAAAGCCAUACCAGUGUAACGUUUGUGGCGAAUUGUUUACUCAAAACAAUAAUCUGAAACGUCAUCAGCGAACGCAUACGGUAGAAAAGCCAUACCAGUGUAACGUUUGUGGCGAAUUGUUUACUCAAAACAAUAAUCUGAAACGUCAUCAGCGAACGCAUACGGUAGAAAAGCCAUACCAGUGUAACGUUUGUGGCGAAUUGUUUACUCAAAACAGUAGUCUGAAACGUCAUCAGCAAACGCACACGGGAGAGAAGCCAUAUCAGUGUGAUGUUUGUGAAAAAUCAUUUGCUCGAAAAUUUGAUCUAAAAGUACACCAUCGAAUUCACACUGGAGAAAAGCCAUACCAGUGUAACGUUUGUGGCGAAUUGUUUACUCAAAACAAUAAUCUGAAAUGUCAUCAGCGAACGCAUACGGUAGAAAAGCCAUAUCAGUGUGAUGUUUGUGGCGAAUUGUUUACUCAAAACAGUAGUCUGAAACGUCAUCAGCAAACGCACACGGGAGAGAAGCCAUAUCAGUGUGAUGUUUGUGAAAAAUCAUUUGCUCGAAAAUUUGAUCUAAAAGUACACCUUCGAAUUCACUCUGGAGAAAAGCCAUACCAGUGUAACGUUUGUGGCAAAUCGUUUACUGAAAACAAUAAUCUGAAACGUCAUCAGCGAACGCAUACGGUAGAAAAGCCAUACCAGUGUAACGUUUGUGGCGAAUUGUUUACUCAAAACAGUAGUCUGAAACGUCAUCAGCGAACGCAUAUGGGAGAGAAGCCAUAUCAGUGUGAUGUUUGUGAAAAAUCAUUUGCUCGAAAAUUUGAUUUAAAAGUACACCUUCGAAUUCACUCUGGAGAAAAGCCAUACCAGUGUAACGUUUGUGGCAAAUCGUUUACUCAAAACAAUAAUCUGAAACGUCAUCAGCGAACGCAUACGGUAGAAAAGCCAUACCAGUGUAACGUUUGUGGCGAAUUGUUUACUCAAAACAUAAGUCUGAAAUUUCAUCGGCGAACACACACGGGAGAAAAACCAUACCAGCGUGAUGUAUGUGGCAAAUCUUUCAUUCAAAAUAUUCAUUUAACAACACAUCGUCGAACUCACAUGGGAAUAUUGGCGUAAUUAAGAAAUUGUACUAGGUUUUGUCUAUACAUUGUUUUUUGGGUGGGGGGCUCAGUCCCCUUUACUUAUUUUUAUACAUAUUAAAACCACUCUUCUUGUA